AUGGUUUCCGCCAAAAAAUCUUCCAUCGCUCGUUGCAGCGUGGCCAAACAGAGACAACCAUAUACUUCGCACAGUACAGUUGAGAAACCUGGCGGGGCAAGCGAUGUCCUCAGCAGAUCGCAUGCAGAACACAUUUCUGCAUCUGGUACUGCAUCAACGACAUCCGAAGAUGAAAAUGAAAGCCUCUCUUGGCCAAGACUUGCAGUCGUUGGCGUUGCUUUAUGGUUUGCAGUCUUCCUGUACUCUCUCGAUCAAACGAUCGUUUCCAAUGCCGUUCCCGCCAUCGUGGGAGAGUUCAAGAGUGUUGAUGCUGCUGGUUGGUGCGGUAGCAGCUACCUACUCACAACUUCCGCAUUUCAACUCUUAUUCGGCCGGAUUUACUCAACCUUUGAUGCCAAGAAAACAUUGCUCAUCGCGAUCUCCAUUUUCGAGCUUGGCUCUUUGAUCUGUGCUGUUGCACCGACCAGCAACGUGCUGAUUGCAGGCCGGGCCAUCGCAGGAGUCGGUUGCGCAGGGAUCACUUCCGGCACUUACGUUAUCAUUGGCCAUAUAUUUCCGCUCCGCAUUCGACCUGUGUGCAUAUCGACCAUUGCAAUAGUCUUUGCCGUCGCUGCAGUUCUCGGGCCCGUCCUUGGAGGGAUUUUCACUACCAAUUUGACAUGGCGGUGGUGCUUCUAUGUCAACCUACCCUUCGGGGGUUUCACUAUCGGAGUUUUGUGUUUAUUCCUGCCAUCUUUGACACGUCCCUCGAUCGCAGAUGUCUCGUUUCUGGACAAGUUGAAGAAGCUUGACCUCAUCGGCCUCGCGAUACACAUUCCCGCGAUCGUCUCCUUGCUUCUGGCACUGCAAUGGGGUGGUUCGACAUAUACUUGGAAUGACGGACGCAUCAUCGGACUCCUCGUUAUGUUCGGGAUUCUCAUCAUCGCCUUCAUCUCGUUCGAACGUUCCAAGGGCGUAGAAGCGACACUUCCAAUGCAUGUGAUUACGCAGCGUAGCGUUGCGGCCGCAGUAUGGAAUGCCUUUUGCAACGGUGGGGUCUUCUUUCUCCUAACAUACUACAUCCCCUUCUGGCUUCAGGCUAUCCGCGGAUCGGACGCUGCAUCUUCCGGCAUCGGACUCCUUCCUUUCGUUCUGGGCGUUGUGAUGAUGGCUAAUCUAGUUGGAUUUCUCGUGACGAAAUCUGGAUAUUAUGCACCUUUCAUGAUCUGCGCAUCCGUCUUGUGCCCCAUCGGAGCAGGCUUGAGGACAACUUGGACUGUCGAUACACCAAGCUCCCACUGUAUCGGAUAUCAAGCUUUGACCGGGCUAGGCAUCGGCAUGGGCCAGCAGCUCCCCCAAGUUGCGAUCCAAGCUGUGCUCCCGCAGAAAGACGUUCCCGCCGGUGCUUCCAUUGUAGUCCUUUCAAUGACCCUGAGUGGCGCCAUUUUCAUCGCGAUUGGUCAGGCCGUGUUGCAGAACGAGCUAGCUAGGAAUCUUCAUGGCGCAUUUCCUAAUGGUGGCAUUGACAUUGCUCGACUUCUCAAUGCCGGUGCGAGCGAGCUUCGCUCCAUCGCCUCGCCCCAAAACGUCGGAUCUGUUCUUAUCGCUUACAACGCUGCUUUGACGGGAGUCUUCCGCAUUGCUGCGGUGAUGUCAGCUCUGACUAUCAUUGGAAGUCUUUCGAUCGAGUGGAAGAGCGUCAAGAAAGAGGAGGAGCAGCGAUAG
Dissoconium aciculare CBS 342.82 is the source of this 1704-nucleotide messenger RNA. RefSeq names its product major facilitator superfamily protein. Lineage: Eukaryota; Fungi; Ascomycota; Dothideomycetes; Mycosphaerellales; Dissoconiaceae. Gene Ontology annotation, biological process: transmembrane transport. The transcript is spliced from 4 exons. Bases 1 to 1704 code for a protein of 567 amino acids. The record is from RefSeq and is a predicted model, not a curated record. Gene Ontology annotation, molecular function: transmembrane transporter activity.